Messenger RNA from Gryllus bimaculatus (two-spotted cricket), 1527 nucleotides. The record is from the annotation of a GenBank genome assembly. Lineage: Eukaryota; Metazoa; Arthropoda; Insecta; Orthoptera; Gryllidae.
AUGGAGGCAAGGACAGACGCGGCGGAGAUAGAGCACGGAAGCGGCGACGGCGGAGACCCAACCAGAGCUCUGAGGUGCUGUGAUUGGAUGGCGCAGAGACUGACUUGCGUUUCACAGGAGCAAUGUGAAACGUUCCUCUGGAGCCCUGCCUCAGUUACCCUGACGAUAGUUGCAGCCCUGCAUGGAGGUCUUCGCCUUGGUCGCGUACCUUGGCGGACGGCAGCCCGCAGCCCGGGGCCCGAGGGGCGCAACGUAGGGCGCCGGCACUCGAUGUUCCACAACACCUUCUUCCUCAGCCCCUCAGAGAUCUUGGGCAACGUCGAACACGUUGUAGAAGACACGACAGAAUUCCGGCCGGGUGUCCUCGUUUGUUGCGGUCAGGAGGCGGUGAACGAUACGUUAGGAGGCCGCAGUGAUGGACAGGCGACAGCUUCUGAUCCUCCGUCGAUCAAAAUGGCGCUAAAAUUGCACUAUUUUAAAAAGUUCCUCCUUUCUGGAGGUACUUACGCUGCUACCGCUCUCACAUCUGGGGACGGACAGGGAGGAAAUUUAACUGGAGGAGACAAGGAAACUGGAAAGGAUGGAAAGCAAGGACAGGGUGAAUCUGGUGACAACUGCGACCCUUGUACGGGAAAGUUAAUGCGACGCACUGACCUGCCAUUGUAUAGUGAAACCCAUCCAGAAAAAGGGGAUCCAUGUGAUGAACCACCAAGUAACCUAGAAAAAGGAAUUAGUGCGAUACGGAAAGAAUUGUGGGUAUGGUCUGAUAAAUACGAAGGUUACAAAGAGAAAAUUAAGGAUGUGGUAAUAACUGGAAAAGAGCACUCAUCUGUUUUAAUUGAACAGCUGAGAAAAGAUGAACUUCCUGUACCUCGAGCUGGGGCAAUAGCAAUCAGUGGUUUGGCCGGUGUAGUCCUCGGUUUGCGGGGUGGAUGGUUUAGGCGAAUCAUUUAUGGCUCAACAUGUGCUGGUCUUAUGGCAGCAGUGUGCUACCCAAACGAAGUAGCUGAUAUUUCUGAAGAUACCUUUGAAACUGCCAAAAAGUAUAUACUAAUAACGUAUAAUUUUAUUUAUGGAGUGAAACCAGAAAGUCUGAAACUGCCAUCACCUUCUCAACUGUUGGGUAGUCCUGUGGAGGCUCCUGUUAAGGGAAAAAGUGAUGUGAAGACCUCUGUUCCGGCUGUUUCAGAAAAGGAACCAGAGGCAUCGGUGAGAAUUAUUCAACCUCACGAAUGUCCCGUCGAACCUGACGGACCUGAUAUCCCUGAUGCACCUGAAUGUCCAGUGAUCAAUAUCCUUCCUCACGAAUGCCCCAGCAAGCCUGACGGUCCAGGACUUGAUGAGCCCACGCCUGAACCUAUCCCCGAGUCCAUCCCUGAGUCCAUCUUUGAGCCUGUCCCUGAAGACCCUAGUUGUACCUGCCCACUUGCCACUGGCCGCUACAAGUCAGAGCAAGGUCCCCCCUUCAAAUCAUCUUUUCGGUCGCACUUCGACCAGUUCGCAGAGGAAUCAGCUGAUGUGGGCUGA